GCCGCGCCAGUCCCCGUCCGCAGCGCUCCAGGGCCGGCCACAAUGCGCAGCGGCGCCGGCGCUCCCAGCCACGAACUCUGCGUCAAGCGCGAGCUGCCCUCGCCGGAGGGUACGGACAUCUACCUGCCGGCCUACCCCGUCCUGGACUACACGGCCGGCGCGGCGAACCUCCACAGCACCGGCUGGGAGUCGCCCUGUCUCCAGUGGAGUCCGGCCGAGUCGCCGCCGCCGCCCACAGAACCGUCCCCAGCCCGCAGCCGUCGGCGCCGACGACCCACCGGCGAGCGCGCGCUGUCGGGACGCCGGCGCUCAUCCGUGUGUCACAGUCUGCAGGAGCUGCACUCUCAGCGCCAGAUGGCCAACAACCGGGAGCGGCACCGCACCCAGCUGCUCAACUCGGCCUUCCAUGAGCUGCGACAGAUCAUCCCGACGCUGCCCUCGGACAAGCUGUCCAAAAUUCAGACCCUGCGGCUGGCGUCGCGCUACAUCGAGUUCCUGUACUGGGUGCUGCACGGCGGCGCGGACGGGCCGCCCUCGCUGCCGUAUGAGAGGCUCAGCUCGGCGUUCUCCGCCUGGCGAAUGGAGGAGGAGCAGUGUCUGUCCGGUGGCCGGGCAGAGUACCGGGAUGGGGCCAGCUGAGGAACACCCAGCUGUGAGACGCGUCAAUGCGGCUGGCAGUUGCGGUGGCUCGUGCUGCCCUGUCCGUGGACGGACGGAUGGCCAAUUCUCGGACCGCGGUUGUCCAGCGCGGACACUCCCGGCCUCUGACCAGCGCGCCCAACUCGGACCGAAUGGGACGGCCGCACCUGACUCAUCGAGCCAGCAGACUCACCGCGCGGUGACAAGUCAGCAUAUUGUCCGACGUGUUUUAAUCACUGUACAUAUUACACUUAUUUAUUGUUUUAUUUAAGCACAUCCUUCGUGAAGUCUUGAAACCACAUGUCAAACAACAGAAUCUUCGAAAUUUAUUCAUGAAUCCACCCUGACUAUUUGAGUUGCAUUCCUAAUGCUUAUUUCCGCGAUCUCUCUCUGAAUCCUUUUUCGCGCAACUUCCAGUGUUUCUGCUGUGUUUCGUUACAGGUGCUUUCACACAUAAUGUUUUUCACCUGCCAUAUCCAGUUAUUUUUUAGAUUUCCCCAAAAACACAAUAUCUAUCGCAACGGUUCGUGUUGAAAUCAAUUGUCCUAACUACUAUUCUACUUCUUAUUUAAUUAUUAAACUUCGAAGCGCCACAUGAAGCCAUUCAUACGGAAACUGACAAUAUUUUGUAACAAUGUAAGUGCCUACUAGCCACAUAUACGUAUGUCCUCCGUGUGGCCCAGUGGAUAAAGCAUCCGUCUUCUGACGCGGUUGAAGCGAGAUGAAAAAGUCACAGCUGGCUGGCACUUGCGUGCUGCUGUAUCACAGUGGCUGCGGCAGACAAACGGCGGUUUAAUUCUCUAUUAAAACGCUUCCACUCGCUCGCAGGCACCAUGUUUUGUAUGUAAUAAAUAUACAAGCUUUUAGAUAGAAAAGCAAUAGCCGGUGCGCAAUCAUUUUCACUGUUCCAAUAUGCCGUUAUGAGGUGACGAUAGUCGCUUAUACGCACGCUUGACUAAAUGUGUGGUGAAUGAAUGUGCGACUUUCCAUUGGCUAGCGGUCGACGGCAGGUUUUGGCCGCGACUUUAUAAGGCCCCGUGUCCAAUGUCCAUUGCGGCCAGUAUCCGCCACGCAAGGCCCUAUAUGCCUCCGCCACGCAGCAUGACGCGCUGUAAAAUGCCGCGCCUUUUGUAAGGCUCAUUUUUAUACUCGAUUUGUAUAUUUAGUGUUGAACUUUGUGACGGUCUGAUGGUUGGACAUUUAUAGGAUUGUUUUACGCGUUGUUACAUGGGCACAAUGACUGAGAGCCUUUCCGAUCAAUUUAGCGACUGCAGCGCAGUGUGUAUUCCGUUGCAAUAAUGUUGCCGUCGAUGAAUGCUGGAUAAUCACAAGUAGUUAUUGCCAUCACAUUACUGAUGUAGCCGUGCCUUAGAAGCUGCUAAGUGCCGUGACAUGUAUCUGUAUGCUGUGACGAUGAACGUAGGAUGCUGGCCUGUCCAAGUGUAUGCGUGUUAUGCUGACGCCUUAGUGUAUAAAUGUUCCGACGAGACCAA
Amphibalanus amphitrite is the source of this 2132-nucleotide messenger RNA. RefSeq names its product twist-related protein 2-like. Gene Ontology annotation, biological process: regulation of transcription by RNA polymerase II; developmental process. The coding region runs from base 43 to 639 and encodes 198 amino acids. Gene Ontology annotation, molecular function: RNA polymerase II transcription regulatory region sequence-specific DNA binding; protein dimerization activity; DNA-binding transcription factor activity, RNA polymerase II-specific. The record is from RefSeq and is a predicted model, not a curated record. The transcript is spliced from 2 exons. Lineage: Eukaryota; Metazoa; Arthropoda; Thecostraca; Balanomorpha; Balanidae.